This is a messenger RNA of Peronospora matthiolae, 1221 nucleotides long. NCBI's taxonomy places the organism in Eukaryota, Oomycota, Peronosporomycetes, Peronosporales, Peronosporaceae. The record is from the annotation of a GenBank genome assembly.
AUGUGGAACCAUACAAUCGAUGGGUUCAUGAUCAAGAUGGGAUUCAAGAAGUGCGAAUCGGACCACUGCAUCUACAUCAAGCGAGACGACCAAGACAUGAUUCUCGUGGUACUCUACGUCGAUGAUCUCAUCCUGGCCAGCAGCAACAACGAACUCCUCAAGUCAACCAAGAUGGCGCUGAGCAAACGCUUCGAAAUGACGGAUCUCGGUGAGCUCGAUUACUUUCUCGGCAUGGAGAUCAAGAACGACCGUAAGACGGGAAUGGUGACUGUACAACAAACCAAGUUUCUCAAGUCCGUGUUAACCAAGUUCGGAAUGGAUAACAGCAAGCCAGUGAAGACGCCUCAAGAUCCCGGCCUGAAGCUAACCAAGAACAUGUGUGAACAAGAAUGCAAGCACGAAGACACCAUGUGCAACGUGCCAUAUCGAAGUGCUGUCGGAGGCAUCAUGUAUCUCAUGGUCGCCACACGUCCGGAUCUAGCUGCCGCAGUGGGAUCAUUAUCCCAGUUCUCGUCCGACCCAUGCCCGACUCACUGGCAAGCUUUGAAGCGUGUGCUGAGAUACCUGCAAGCAACGCCCAAUCAUGGUCUUGAGUUUACACGUGAAGAAGGAAGCCGUAUCUGCGGGUACACCGACGCAGACUGGGCCGGCGACAUUGAGUCAAGACGAAGUACAAGCGGCUAUGUGUUCAUGAUGAGCGGAGGAUGCAUCAGCUGGAAAAGCCAGAAACAACGGACGGUCGCGCUAUCUUCAACAGAAGCAGAAUACAUGGCGCUUUCCGAAGCAACCAAAGAAGCAGUAUGGCUCAAAGUGCUUUUGGGGGAACUUGGUGAGAUGACAAGCGACGAAGCGAUCAAGAUGUAUGAAGACAACCAAGGAUCAAUCGCUCUCGCCAAGAACCCGGAGUUCCAUAAGAGAACAAAACACAUCGACAUACGCUACCAUUUUGUGCGUGAGAAGGUGGAAUCAGGUGAAGUCGUUUUGGAGUAUUGCCCGACUCAAGAUAUGCUGGCAGACAUGAUGACCAAGCCGAUCGCCGCUGUACAAUUUGAAAACAUUCGCGAUCGACUUGGGAUCCAAGGUGCCACAGCUAACGAGUCGAGAGGGAGUGUUGAAAAGACAGCGGCUGUGAAGAAGACACCUCGUCAAGCUGCGUCAAGUGUUGAAGCAAGUGGAAGACCAAGCCUCGCUAUACCGGUGGGUACCGGUAUGUACCAGUAA